Messenger RNA from Vigna angularis (adzuki bean), 3391 nucleotides. RefSeq lists its product as uncharacterized. NCBI's taxonomy places the organism in Eukaryota, Viridiplantae, Streptophyta, Magnoliopsida, Fabales, Fabaceae. The record is from RefSeq and is a predicted model, not a curated record. The transcript is spliced from 19 exons. Bases 514 to 2955 code for a protein of 813 amino acids.
UUUUUGUUUUAGUUUUCCAUUCUCUCUUUUUUGUUUGUUCUAACUUCAAACAAAGGUUCAUCCUCCACUCACUUAACCUUCUCCUUCCAUUUCUAUAUUUGGCAACUCUUCUCUCUUCCCCCUCUCUCUCGCUUUGUUCCGUCAAGGACAAGGACCGAGCCUCAGGAGCCACGAAAAACAGAACCAGGUUGGUGCCCAUUAUUAUUCGGGUGGAAAAAUUUAAAACUUUGAGAUUUUGAAAAGGGAAAAAGGUGGAAUCUACCUGCCCAGAAGAAUUAUAUGAUUCUUUGAUCAUUAAAUCGCGUAAAAAAACGCUUUUGGAGGGAGAAAGGAGGAUCCCUGAAAUAGUUUUGGUGAUAAUUUCCAUCUGGGGUCUUCUCAUCGGAAUGAGUAUGUGGUAGAAUCGUGAAAUUCGGUGGAAUGAUUCAAAAGGGUGGUUGUAGAGCAAUGGAGUGGAGGCUGCAAUUGAUUGGUGAACUGAAAAUUGAGAGCAUGAGGUAGGUGCCUAUCAACAUGGACUCAAAAGGAGAUGCUGAACCUCAGGAGGAGAGGCCUUCAUCACCAAUGAGGGUCCUGCAGCAUUUUUCUGGGGGCGCAUUCAAAGUUGCUGGGGAAGCAUUGCAUAUGUCACCAAUGGGGCCUGGUGGGCAUAGACGUUGUCAAAGUGAGCUUGGUAGCAGAGGAGUUGAACGUAAUAACAGCUUGCAGAAAUUAAAAUCUCACGUGAACAAGGCUUGGCGCUGGGGUGGCAAAUCCCGCGAAGAUGCCCUCGCGAAUUUCAACCCCGAGGUCAUGGCAAACCAGAAACGGCAGUGGUAUCAGCUUCAUCCUAAAAGUCUGGAUUGUGUAAAUAAUAAGGAGCCGACAUCGCUCUUUGAACAUUUUGUGAUUGUGGGGCUGCAUCCAGAUGCUAAUUUGGAAGCCGUGGAGCAUUCAUUUGCAAGAAGGAAAAAGUGGGAAAAGGAUAAGGGGAAACCUGAAUUUCGAGAUUGCAGAAAGUCUCAGCAGCAAAAAGUAAUAGAACCAACUUUGGAACCUCAGUUAUUGUUCAAAUAUCCUCCUGCAAAGAAGCUAACAUUGCGUAUGAAGGAUUUAGCUCCCUUUUGCUUUCCUGAAGGUGUUAAGGCAUGGUUGUUGGAGAGGACUCCAUCUCUUAGUGAACUAAACGAACUUGUCUAUGGACAGGAACAUUUAGGAAAAGAUGAUCUUUCAUUCGUCUUUGCUGUCAAGGCAGCAGACAAUACAACACUUUAUGGAGUUUGUUUACAUGUGCCUGAAAUUGUUCAAAGGCCCCCUGGUAUCUUAGGCAUAUCAUCUCCUUUUUCUCAUCCCUCCAUGGGAUGCAGCCGUUUUCUGGUUUCUGCACCUCGCUGCUAUUGUCUUCUGACUAGAGUUCCCUUCUUUGAGUUACACUUUGAGAUGUUAAACAGUCUCAUUGCACAGGAGCGCCUGAAUCGGAUAACAGAGUUUAUAAAUGAGAUGAGUCUCAGUGGCAGCGUUCCAUCAUCUCCCAAACUAGAUGAUCAAAUGAGGUCAAAGGAGGAAAAAUCCCCAGAGAACGAGACAUUCAGUGAAUGGAUGGAUUCUGCAAUUCCUCUUGAUGGUGCAGCAGCUAUUGCUGCUGCAGCUGCUGGGAUUAUAUCAGAUGAUGAAAGCCAACAGUUAUCACCUAAAAUACGGGAUUAUCGCUGUCAAUCUCCUGUAAGUGGGAGUGCCAGUGAUGCUUCAGAUUCGUCUCAGUUCAGGGAUACAGAUAAGGAGGACAGGAAGAAUCUCCAAGUUCUAGAUAAUUGUGAGUUUAAGGCACCAGAAACUCUUGGUUCUAUAAAAAGAAUGCAUGGAAAUUGCAAAAAUGACCAAGCUUCUCCGAAACCUGGAACACCUUUGUCUUCUCAGACUCGUGUCUUGGAGCGUCUUGGAAGUUUUGAAUCACUUUUCAGUCCAGUUAGAAGCAGGGCAUCAGAAGAUGAGGACGAUUUUUUCUCAAACAACGAAAGAGAUUAUGGGGAUGAAUUGUUAAUGGAAUGGGCUACGGAGAAUAAGAAUGAUUUGCUACAGAUAGUGUGUAGAUACCAUGCUCAACCUAUUCCACCUCGAGGAAGUGAUUUUGUCUUCCACCCUCUCGAACAUCUACAAGCUAUUCAGUACAUACGACAUUCAGUUGCUGCUCUUGGCUUCGGAGAUGAUUGUUCAAACUGUUCUGAAACAGCUCUGGACAAUACGAAGCUGGCAGCGGCUGAGGAAGCCCUAUCAUUAUCAGUAUGGACAAUGGCGACUACAUGUCGAGUUCUCUCCCUUGAUAGUGUGAUGACAUUGAUUACAGGAGUGUUGUUGGAAAAACAGGUAGUAAUAGUGUGCCCAAAUCUGGGUGUUCUAUCUGCCACAGUGCUUUCUCUUAUACCCAUGAUUCGUCCGUUUCAGUGGCAGAGUUUAUUGCUCCCAGUUUUACCUGGGACAAUGAUGGAUUUUCUUGAUGCCCCAGUUCCAUAUAUUGUUGGCAUACAACAUAAACCAGAUUACUUGAAUGCGAGAACUACUAAUCGUGUUCUUGUUGAUGUACAGAAGGACAAGGUGACAAUGUGUCCAUUACCAAAACUUCCACAGCAUAGAGAGCUUUUCUCUCAGUUGAGUUCAAUUCAUGCUAGACUUUCAAAUCAACGAUCAAUUGCUAAAAAGCAUCCUGUACAUAGGUGCAACGAAGUCCAGGCCGAAGCUGCAACUCAGUUUUUGAAUAUAUUGUGGCACUAUUUGGAGUCUCUUUGUUUAAAUCUGAAAUCCCACACGAUAACUAAUGUACAAUCUAAUAAAGAUAGGGUUUCUUUACUUCUUAAAGAUAGCUUCAUUGAUUCCUUUCCUCCUAGGGAUCAACCUUUCAUUAAGCUUUUUGUAGAUACACAGCUCUUCACUGUUUUAUCAGACUCUCGUUUGACAAGCUUUGAGAGUGGAGAGUCAUAGUCCCGUGCCACAUUGGUUUUAGAUCAAAUUGUGCUAUAGAUCUGUUAGACAUGUUUGUUGUCACUGUUGAAGAUAUAGCUCUUGAUUUCAUGGGAGGAACACCUCCAGUUCAGACCAGAUGAAACUUUGCUAAUCCGAGAAUGACACAGAAAGUUGAUAUGUGGUCAAAAAAAUUUGUAUAAUGUUCAUAGUAAAUGUCAUGUACUAAAUCAUUGUGCUAACCCAGGGGAAAGAAUCACUGUCCCUAUUUUUUGUUGAGGGGUGUGUUCUUGGGUUCACCAGUUCAUGUUUUGUAAUUCAGUAAUUGUGACCACUCUCCUUGUAGCAUACGUGUCAUAAUCUUUUUAUUGAGCAAACCACAGUUUUGCUUCCUAAAACUGUAAUGUAUUGUCGUAUUAAAAUCAUGAAAAUUCUAAGUUAAUGAAAGUUUUUAUUA